Aspergillus fumigatus Af293 is the source of this 1314-nucleotide messenger RNA. RefSeq lists its product as uncharacterized. The record is from RefSeq and is a predicted model, not a curated record. Bases 1 to 1314 code for a protein of 437 amino acids. The transcript has a single exon. NCBI's taxonomy places the organism in Eukaryota, Fungi, Ascomycota, Eurotiomycetes, Eurotiales, Aspergillaceae.
AUGAUCGCUAUAAGCUCUCUGUACGAGAAUCCUGAUCCCGGCCAGGAUCUUGUCUCUCGACGUCGGGAUCAUGCUCGCGAUCUCAACCAAAAUCAACGAGACGCGUUGGAGUGGUAUUCCCGCUCCGUGGCUGCGGUUCGUCGGGGGAUUGAACGCGGGUCUGUAGAUACCUUUGUUGGACUCAUUACAUGCGUCUUAUUUAUCUGCAUCGAGGCCAUGCUAGGAGGGAUGGAGGAAGCUUUACGCUUGUACGGUCAAGGUGUGCAGCUCAUUCUCGCUUGCAGGGCCAUGACCGCAACCAAAAUCUCCGUAGUAAAGGAUACAAUUAUCCCGAUUUUCGUCCGACUAGGAGCAGUCACUCUCAGUGCUGGCGCUCUAGUGAGCAAUCUACUUCGAGUGGCUGACCUUGCAUUCACACCCGAUUUUGUCUCCCUCAAGUCUGCUCGGGAGGCCAUCGUUAUCCUCGCAAUAGAGAUCCCGCUGUUUGAAUCAGCUUGCGAAGAGUAUCUGAUGGAGUCGCAUGCCUGCUGUAUAUCCCAGGAAAUGAUGGAUCAGCGAAGAACUCUGUCAGCUCGGUUACGGAGCUGGCACACGGCAUUUACUAGCCUGAUGGAAUCCUGUCCCACAAAAGACCCGUCGCAAGUCAGUACCGGCGCUGUUCUCCUGUCUUACCAUGAAAUGUUAUCCGUCAUGCUCGGGGUCUGCAUAUCGCCAGCGCGGACCACCACUGAUGAUUAUCUGCCAAAUUUCCAAACGAUAGUUGAGCAAUCUAGCAUUGCGUUAAGCGGUUCAGCGCGGCAGGAUGGCACCCAGCCACCAUUUACUUUUGAGCUCAGCGUUGGUCUUCCGCUUUGGUUCACAUGUGUCAGGUGUCGCGAGCCCACAAUUCGACGGACAGCACUCGCUCUUCUUCGCCAAGCGCAUCAGGUAGAGGGGCUUUACAAGCGCGAUAUCGGCGCCACGAUGGGCGAGCGAAUCAUGGUGUUAGAAGAAAUGCAUGGGAAGGCAGCAAACGCAGAUCCAAGCAGCAGCGACUGCAGCAUGGAUCUCAAACUGAGCGCAAGCCCUGCACUCGCCGACAUGGAAACCAAGGCACCAGCAGUGCUCGUCCCCGGCGAAGCACGCAUUCGGCCUCUCGGUGUGUUUCGCCCGCGCGACGGGUGUCCUCCUGGAACGACGGAGGAGGACAUGGCCAAGUUGAGCCGAAACCGUGAUCAAACCUUUCUGCACUUUUCACGGAACGAGCGCGAUCCGUCUAACAACACGUGGCAGACGAUCUAUGGAUACGCUCCUAUCGAUUUUCACACUGCCUAA